Alosa sapidissima (American shad) is the source of this 2161-nucleotide messenger RNA. RefSeq names its product adapter molecule crk-like. The transcript has 3 exons. Bases 314 to 1243 code for a protein of 309 amino acids. The record is from RefSeq and is a predicted model, not a curated record. NCBI's taxonomy places the organism in Eukaryota, Metazoa, Chordata, Actinopteri, Clupeiformes, Clupeidae. Gene Ontology annotation, molecular function: protein binding.
GCCAUUCCAGUUGUUAGGUGGGAUGUGUUUCAGGCACACCGGAUGUGUUACUCAAGAAUUGUACCAUAAUUACAUGAACAUUAAAAGGUGUUCAAAAGUUUUGAAUUAACUUUUUUGCGUAGAUCUCGCAAACUGUACUCAGGCACGUGUUUUCCAGGUGUACGGGUGUUGUGUUUUCUCCCUGAAGUGUGUCUUCUUGACUUGAGAGUCAAAGUUUUUGCAGUUGAAUUGUUGAGUUGAAUUGAAUUGAAUCUUGGUCACCAACUGGGAGAGGCUUGGGAAGGCCUUGUGGUUUCGGUGUGGAGUUGUAGCCAUGGCCGGGAAUUUUGACGCCGAAGACCGUAACAGCUGGUACUGGGGGAGGCUUAUUCGCCAAGAGGCAGUAUCACUUCUGCAGGGACAACGACAUGGAGUGUUUAUUGUCAGAGACUCAGUUACGAGCCCCGGUGACUAUGUGCUCUCCGUUUCUGAGAAUUCCAAAGUAUCUCAUUACAUAAUCAACAGCAUCAGCAACAAUCGACAAUCUGGAACAAAUCAAGCCCCUCCUCGUUACCGUAUCGGAGACCAGGAGUUUGAUGGUCUCUCGGCCCUUUUAGAGUUCUACAAGAUUCACUAUCUGGACACCACUACCUUGAUUGAGCCUGCCAACAAGGCCAAGCAUGCUGGAUUAGUGAGCAGCGGUGCAUCCGGGGGACCACAAAAGUCAGAUGAGGUGGAAUACGUGCGCGCCGUCUUUGACUUCCCCGGCAAUGACGACGAGGACCUGCCAUUCCGGAAGGGGGAUGUGCUCCGGGUAAUCGAGAAGCCAGAGGACCAGUGGUGGAACGCAGCCAAUCUUGACGGUCGUCAGGGCAUGAUCCCAGUCCCCUAUGUGGAGCGUUACCGCCCUGCUUCACCAACUGGUGCAGGCCAAACGCUGCUCACUGUGCUGGGAACACCUGUCACGGGGGCGUCCGAUGGCGCAGGGGGAGUGCCACCCACGCAGUUAGACUACGCUCAGCCUGUGGUGAACACGCCUUUGCCCAACCUCCAGAAUGGACCAGUAUAUGCCAGGGCAAUACAGAAGAGAGUCCCAAAUGCUUACGAUAAAACUGCUCUUGCUCUAGAGGUAGGGGACACGGUGAAAGUCACCAAGAUCAAUGUGAAUGGCCAGUGGGAAGGCGAAUGCAAGGGCAAGAGAGGCCAUUUCCCCUUCACCCAUGUCCGCCUUCUAGACCAGCAACACCCGGAGGAUGAGAGCUGAGAGAUGGCACAUGCUCUUCCAUAUACUUACUUCCUGCAGGACCCUGCUGUACUGUAUGAAUGUCAGGCCCAGGCCCUCCCCAUCACAGCCCCUGCCCUCCCUGGGCAAGUUGUGAGUACAGAUGGCAUGGAGACACCCUCUGGCUCCUCUCACCACUUCAGUAUUCAGCAGCCAACUUUCUAAACCCCCCCCAACACACCCACACACACACACACACACACCCUACACAGAAUCACAUUUCCAGUCAUCAUGUGCACAUACUCAAUAUGUAAUUGUGAACAUCGACCCCUUUUGCCAACAUUUCCACUUUCGAUGAAGAUAUCAUACAGCGCACAUAGAUAGACUUUUAAAAAGGAAAAAAAAAAUAGCAGGAGAAUGAACAGAGACGGGAGAGGGGAGAGCCUGGCGUAUCCUCUGGCUUUCUGGUGGAGAGAGACUAGCAAUACCUUUCACAGCAUAAUAGGAUUCUAUGGUCUAAGGUCCAAACACUACAGACUGCCUGUUUAAUGUUUUAUUAUUGUUUUUUGUAUUGAAAAGAUGGGAAAUAAUAUGAUAACAUUAUGAUUAUAUAUAUAUAUAUAUUAGUACAUAGCAUUAUUUUCUAAACAGUACGUUCACAUUUUCAAUAGUUUUGUGUUAUCAUGGUUAUGCCCCAAUUUAUUUAGACCAAAUGCCAAUUUUAUGAUUAUUUUUGGCGCCAUUAUGUCAGAGAACUUGUUUGAGAAUAUCGUUAUGAGAGUUUCCUUGAAGGCAAAGCUAUUCUGGAUCUCUGAGUACAGUCAGUUGAUCACAACAACUGUCUGUUGUCAGCUCUGACAGCAAGUGGCAGGCAACCAAACUGUGACUAAAGAACAUUUUUUUCUCACUUCCAGUUCUUUAUUAGUAUAUUUAUACAUUUAUAUAUAUAUAUAUAUAUAU